This is a messenger RNA of Zymoseptoria tritici IPO323, 1856 nucleotides long. RefSeq lists its product as uncharacterized. Gene Ontology annotation, molecular function: DNA-binding transcription factor activity. Gene Ontology annotation, biological process: regulation of DNA-templated transcription. Bases 626 to 1462 code for a protein of 278 amino acids. The transcript is spliced from 3 exons. The record is from RefSeq and is a predicted model, not a curated record. NCBI's taxonomy places the organism in Eukaryota, Fungi, Ascomycota, Dothideomycetes, Mycosphaerellales, Mycosphaerellaceae.
GGAUGAAGCAUGUGAACGCGCGCUCGCGCAACGACUCCUCAACCGGCAGGACUGCCCCGCCAGCCAAAGCCAAUCUGGUCCUCCAGGAAUACCACAAACCCAACCCAACGGGCUGAAAGGAGCUGUGCUGUGCUAUGUCCGCGAGCGAGCGAGCUCCAAGUGCUCGCUCAGCCCAUGCGGGGUUAUGACUGACCGAUUGCCAUUCCGGUCUCUGCUUGUGACUGACCAAGCAGCUGGUCCCGUUUCGCUUCCUUUGGCGUGCUGUGGACGCGAACACCGCAGGAUUCCGCAGCCACCCAAGACCACGCACCCCGACCCGUGCAGCACGGUACGGUACUGUACCAACCCACAGGGGCGUGGAUGGCGGGACGAGCGCAAGCACACAUGGCAAGCCGGCCUAAGCAGGGAUGUGUGCUUCCGCCCAUAUCCUUUCAUCGCGGUGACCUGACCAAGCCGCGUAUGAUUGAAGUUAUAUGGGGAGCCUGAACGCGCUCUUUGACCGGUUCCUUUCUCGUUGCUCUUGACGCUCGACACUCAACGUCUCUCUGGAACGCUUUGUUCCUCUACUCACUUCCAACUGUUCUACUGUCUGCAUAUAUCUCCUGCCUGCUUGACGCUGCCCAGCAUGUACGACCGACCAACGAUGCAACGGCAAUCGGCCUACAGCUAUCCACAAUACCCAGCGGCGACUCCACAGAAGCAUUAUCCGACUGCACACAGCACUAGCAGCGCGUUCAGCGCUAGUGCAAACCCGAACGAAGACUGGACGAAGAUAUCCGACCUCGCGGAACGGAGAAGGAUCCAAAACCGAAUCGCGCAACGGAACUACCGCAAGAAGCUGAAGAAGCGCCUGGAAGACCUCGAACGAAGAGCCGGCUCGAGCUCAGCGUCACCCGAACAGGGGCACGAAGAGCUUCCUCAAGUCGAUAUGAUUCCUUCCACUCACUCGCCCUCUCGGUCACCGCAACCCUACCGACAACGGGCCAGCAGCGCCGUCCACCGCAAACACACUCCCGAGGUCUUGGCUCAACGAUACAUGCUCCCAUCCGACGAUCGAGGAAUGUUCUCGCAACAAUUCACACGCCAACUAUCGACCUCACCUCCUCCCUUCUCCUCCUACGCUCCCAUUGCAAGCACCGAGCACUCGACCUACUCGACCUACCAAUCAUACUGCGCACAACCACCCAACGGGGUGGAGACCAAUCCAUGGCCAGUCUACGCACAGCCCACCCACGCAUCCCACGGUCUGAUCUCUCCACCGAUCAAGCAAGAGAUCUACGGCGACGAUGAAUACAACAAUCCUUUCAGCAUGAGCUACGCAUCGAUGGCCAACGAGAACCAAUAUGCCGCCUUUACCCCUCCACUAUCCGACACUUCCGAUCAGCAGUAUCAGAAGCUGUCUCCGAAGUGUUGGCCGAGGAUGCCGAUAGCGUUGCCCAGCCCGCCUGCGGAUUGGAGGUGAAGAACGAAUCGAUUCGAUGAUUGCAAGGACAGAGACGACAGAUCCUCGUUGGAUCAACGACACUGUUGUAUACCUUCAAUGCUUUACGGCCUUUGGGUGAUUUGACACUGAUGUACUAUGAUCGGCACGGAGUUACGGGACUGAACGGACGGAUGUGAUAGACGGCAUGGGAAUUUCGGGAUUGGAUGUACCUUCGCUAUCGCGAACGGCCAAAAGUCAAUCGAGAACACUUUCGCUAGUCACAACUGGAGGUGCAGCGUUCAGUGCGGAUCAACACGGAGGAGGAGCAAGGCAAGGAUGCAGAUUGGCGGUCGGGAUCAAGGCACAAUCGCUACGUUGGAAAAUAGCAACACUAGCAACUACGCAAUGAAGAACUCUGCAUUUUACUGACCAA